GGCACCAGCAUAACCCCUGUACCCACCAUGGCCACAGGCACCAGCACGACCCCAGUGCUCUCCGUGGCCACUGGCACCUUCAUGACACCUCGGGACACGUGGGAGAGGAGCAUGAACACGUCCAGGGGAAUCGUCCCCUGUGCCAAGGACAGUGCUGUGGAAACAGACUCCCUGCUCUGGCACUGUCCCCGGGAGCAGCUGAAGACCCUGCCACGGGCAGAACUGGAGGGGAGGUUGGAGAGCACCCUCAUCAUCAUCGAAGCCCUCUCGCUGCAGCUGCGUGACUGGCAGGAGAGCCGGCGGCCUGGCGUGGGGCCAGCCAAGCAGAGGGAUGCACUCACACAGACAGACACCACCCACCCCGAAGGGAGCACCGGGAGCAGCCAGAGCCUCCUGUUCCGAGGCCUUGCAGAUGCUGCUUUUCGGAGCUUGCAGGAUGAGCAGGGAGCCCUCAUGCAGGAGCAGGAACAGGAGAGGACCCUGGUGUCCCAGUGCCAGGCUGUGCUCGAGCACUGCAAGGUGCAGAGCUGCCUGGGAGAGCAGGAUGCCAUCAGGCAGCGAGUAGAUGAAGCCCUACGAGCCAAGGAUCAGGGAUAUCUGUUCCUGGAGGCUUUCUGUGCCCAUGCCAGCGCCCAGAUCAGUGCCCGUGACCAGAGCCUGGCCUCCCAGCAGGAGCUGAGCACGCUGCUGGCCCAUGCCAUCAACCUGCAGGCAUCCCUCUCUGCCGAAGCACAGUCUUUCCGGGAAUUCUUAGACGUCACCUUUGAAAAUCUGGAGAAGGAAAGGAGAGCCCUGGAUGAGGAGCGGGAGCAGAUGAGGGCCCUGGUGUCCCAGUCCCAUGCCCUGUUGGAGCGUGUGCCCAGCAAGCUGCAGAGCUGCCUGGAGGAGCUGGCUGCCACACGGAAACGAGCAGAGGAAGCUCUUCAAGCCAAGGAGGAGGCAUCCUGCCAGCUGGAGAAGACCUUGGUGACCCUGCAGGACACAGAGGCUCAGCUGCAGCAGCUGACAGUGGCCAACUCGCGCCUGGGCAAAGACCUGAGCUCCGUGAUGAUAAAUCUGGCCAGCAUGGAGCAGGAGCGGGAUGCGCUGCAGCAGGAGAACGAGAAGCAGUGGGAGGAGAUGGCCCAGCUGGCAGAGGAGAGGAACUCCCUGCAGCAGGAGUGCAAGGAGCUGUGCCAGGAGCUGCGGGAGGCCAUCGAGUUCCGGGAGUUCCUGGAUCAGGAGAACCAAAUGUGCCGCACGCAGCUGCUGGAGGUGGAGGCCAGACUGAACUCCACGCUGGCCACGCUGCAGGAGCGUGUCCUGCAGCACGAGGAGCUGAUGGAGUCCCACCAACACCUGCGGGAAGAGCAGGCUGCCCUCAGCAAGGAGCUGGACAGCACCAAGGCUGAGCUCCUCAGCUUGCAGACACAGAGGAGCAAAGUUUCUUGGUGCUCCAAGGACAUUAUGGAGAGCAAGAUUUGGUUGCAGGAGCUGGCUGACUGCCUCAAGGCUGCUCUGGAAGAGCAGGAUGAUGUUGAUGCUCCAUCAAGAAGCAAAGCCUGGACCCCAGGGCCCCGGACCCCAGGCUGGCAGACCCCACGCCGUGCCUGGACCCCGGCAUUCCGCACCCCGGCUUUCCGCACCCCGGCGUGCCGCACCCCGGCGUGCCGCACCCCGAGCCACGCUGGCAGCUCCUUUGUGGGCAGUGUCCUGAAAGCCGUGGCAGGGAAAGAUGCCAAUGAGACCACCAGAAGUAGCAGUACAGUUUCCAAGGACAAACUUGCAUCUGUGCCAAAGCCAAUAGAUCCCGAGGAUGCUCUGCUGGAGAGCGUGAAGGAGCUGAGAUCUGUGGUCUCCAACCUUGCCAUGCUGAGCUCCCGCAUCCAAGAACUGGAGCAGAGCGAGUUCAGGGCACUGCAGACAGAGAUCUCUGACCUGCAGGUCCACCUGAAGACAGUGACAGCUGAGAGCCAGGAGAAGGUGCAUACCCAGGCUGCCACCAUUGCCAAGCUGAACACGGCGCUGAGGACCAAGCUUGAGAAUGAGAAGAGCCUGCAGGACCUGGUGAAACAGCAGGAAAAGAAGAUGUUGCAACUCGUUGACAUGAGAGGAGAAGUCGUGAGGCUGAAGGCAGAAGUCUCUGAGCUGAAGCACUUGCUCCAUCACGCAGAGACAGAAGCCAAGAUGCUGCGGGAGGAGAUGAGGGACAAGGAGCAGCAGGUGGAUAAUCUGCGGCUGCUGCUGGUGGAAAAAGAGAAUGAGAACAUGCAGCUCACUGACAAGUACCUGGAGCAGGUCCGUGGGCUGGAGAAGAAGCUCCAUCAUACCCAGAAAGUGCUGAGAAGCCAUGAGGAGAUACAGGAGAAUAUAAAAAAGGUCCUGUCGGCUGUCCCUGAGGAGGCUCUGGACUGCCAGGAGUUUCAGAGCAUGCUGUGCUACCUGGGCCUGAAGCCAGCCAGCGAGGAAGCUGCUGAGCCGCUAUAGCCUGUAGCCUGAAACCUUUCCUGUUGUUAAUGUUGUAAUUAUUUAUUGAAUAAAGUUGUGUUGGCUUUUUUCCCACCUGCUGU
Messenger RNA from Poecile atricapillus (Black-capped chickadee), 2549 nucleotides. It is a transcript of the gene SPAG5, whose product is annotated as sperm associated antigen 5. The record is from RefSeq and is a predicted model, not a curated record. Bases 28 to 2466 code for a protein of 812 amino acids. NCBI's taxonomy places the organism in Eukaryota, Metazoa, Chordata, Aves, Passeriformes, Paridae. The transcript is spliced from 21 exons. Gene Ontology annotation, biological process: regulation of attachment of spindle microtubules to kinetochore; cell division.